This is a messenger RNA of Vitrella brassicaformis, 1632 nucleotides long. Lineage: Eukaryota; Vitrellaceae. The record is from the annotation of a GenBank genome assembly.
GUCGUCUUUCACUUCCACCAGCGCUCAUGUAUGUAUCGUAUUGUCAGUCAGCUCUGUGUCAGUCAGUCCAUCCAUUCAUCCGUCCGUCGAUUCACUGCUGCAGGUGCACUGUGACGUCGUCGAUGCCCCACGAGACGAUGUCGGCAUUGGACUCAGUCAGCGUCGAACCAAACACCUGCACACACACACAUACGCACACACACAGACACGGCUGCAUUCAUUGUUGUGCUGGUGUGUGUGUGUCUCGUGUGGUGCUGACGAGGUUGAGUGUUGGUGUGCAGUGCGGGAUGGUGACGUCGACAAGGACACUGAGCCGGUCGGGCUGACUGGCGCCGCACACAUUCACGCCGAACUCACGGCAAGUCAAAGUGGUCAUGGUGGGGCACUGCAUGAAUCCACAGUCAUCCAUCCAUCCAUCACACCCACACAUGGAUGCGGUGCAUUCGCUGCUUCUCUCUCUCUCACAGUGACUGACCCAGUUGUGUGAGCGUGCCCACACGAUGUUGUUGCCGGCCUUCAGGUACACACUCUCGCCCGUCCACCUCCACACACCAAUGCAGUGCACACGUCCAUUUGCAUGUCGUGUGGUAUGUAUGGGUGGCUGAUGUUCCCACUCACCUGUCGAAGUAGUGUAUGCGUGCAGUGAUUUUGACGUGUCUGUGUGGCGGGAGGUUCUUGUACAGACGCGACACGCUGCCCCUCGCCAGUUUGCCGAGGAAGACAUCCGUCGAGCCGCACGUCGACCGGUCAGCCCGAUCCCACUGAUUCACACCAUCCUACACACAAACCAACACAGUCGAUUGCCAAGUGGCGCUGUGUCUCUCUCUGCGUGUGUGUGUCAUACUUGCCAUGGUGUCGAGUGAGAAGAGUGAGAAGGGCGUGUUGCGGUGGACCAUCAACUCGCCAUUGUCCAUGAUCUUCAGCAUUCCGGCCACCUUGACGCUCGCGGCAAUCGUCGUGGCCACGUCGCUCACAUUGAACACAACGACGUCCUGGUCCUCUCGACGAAAGAGCAACUCACUGUUCUCGCUGAGCAGCUCGAGAGGCGCCAAUGACGGACUCGCGUCACUCACAAACUCUGCAUGCACGAAUGACACAACCACAAUCCCAUGAGUGUGUCUUUGUGUUUGUGCCUGUGUGUGUGUCUCUCGCUAACCCAUGCGAACGAUGUUGGCUGCGUCAGGCCGGAUGGUGAUGCCACAGUCGACAUGGCGACAGAACGAGGCGACACACACCAAAGCGACAAGCACACGUGCACUCAUCACAGCUGCAGUGUUUGUUUGUGUGACUGAGUUGAUUGAUUCUGUGCCGUGGCUGUUGCGUCGUGUUUGCUUGUCCGUUUGCAUACAUACGUAUGAUUAAAGUUGUGUGAAAAUAAUGUGUAUACAACUGUAAUUGAUUUUCACUCUCCUGCCCGUAUUCCGUCAUCGCAAGGGCUGCACCGCCAUAGUCGAUAUUCGUCCUUCGCCGGGUGGGUGCAUGGACUGAUGGCAGACAGGCAGACAGACCGUCGAUUCAGCUAGACAAGCGAUGGUUGGCUCUUCUCCCUGUUGCCCCUCUUCUCCCUCCUCCCCUCUUCGAUAAAUUUACAAUCCUGUGGCUAAGCUCGCAGCUGUGACCGCGCGAAAGAUC